Molecule: messenger RNA, 2920 nt
Organism: Xenopus laevis (African clawed frog)
Lineage: Eukaryota; Metazoa; Chordata; Amphibia; Anura; Pipidae
Gene: il13ra1.L
Product: interleukin-13 receptor subunit alpha-1
Exons: 11
Coding region: 192-1559 (455 amino acids)
Biological process (GO): cytokine-mediated signaling pathway
Cellular component (GO): external side of plasma membrane; membrane
Molecular function (GO): cytokine receptor activity
Source: RefSeq, a predicted model, not a curated record
GAUAUAUUCCUUUUGAGAAGGUGGAGUUAGAGUUUAGUAGUGUGGGAGGUUACUGUGUGGGAUGAUGAAAAGGGUGUGUGACUGCAUAUUCUUGGAAGUGGAGCAUUGCUGUACAGAACAGAACUCCUGUCCGUCCAACUUGCUGUGGGAUAGGAGCCUUGUGUGAGUGUCUGCUUGGGAUGUGACAGUGUAUGAGCUGGGCAUUUCACUCUAGCCUGGGACGUGUGACUACAGGAAUGGGGGAAAGGCAAAAUCAUAUCAUUUCAGCCAUACUGUGCCUGAUCUCAGUGCUGUGCUGUUCAGGACCAUUUGCUGUCACGGCUCAGCAGGAUGUCCUUCCUUCACCAAUUAAUAUCACCUGGAGGUUUGAAAACAUGUUUACUCUGCUUUGGGAAUGGAAGAUGCCAGCUGGUAUCCAACAAUGUCCGUUUUCAUUCGACACCUACGUUAUAUCAAUUAAUAAUAAUAAUAAUAAUGAGAAGAAGUAUCCACCUGGAAAGACCAUGAGCAAAAAUAUGUAUCGGGCAGUGGAUGUUCACAAAGUGGACUUAAACAAUCAAAUUAAAUUCAGAGUUCAAGCAGAAUGUAAUGGAACCAAAAGCAAAGAUACAGAAACCCCUGUCUUGUUAAUACCAGGAAAUAACACCUAUGUAAAAGAUUUUGCUUGCUUUUAUUUUGAUGAGGAGUACAUGAACUGCACAUGGGAAACUGCUGUGGAUUCAGUGCCUGCUACAGACUAUACCUUGCAUUACUGGUAUAAAAAUGACAGCUUUGCUUCUAGAGGGACUAUCAAUCCAUCUGCAAAGUUUGAACAGUUAUUGAACAGCGGAACCCCUUGCCAACAUUAUAUUUAUAAGCAUGGUAUUCCUCUCGGUUGCCAUUUCAAAUCACUUUCUGUCAAGAGUCACUUUCUAAUGGUCAUCAGAGACAAGUCAAACACAAUUCGUCCUUUUAUAACAAGCGUUAAACCUGAAGAAGAAGUAAAACUAAGUCCUCCAGUCAUCAUCAACACAACAAGAACACCCAACCAUAGCAUAUAUGUGCAGUGGAACACAUCCUUUAGUCCAACUUGUACUUUCAUAGAAAGUGAGGUUGAAAUUGAAAAUUCAAAGGGUAAAGCUGAAACAGUAAAGGCACACCACUGCACCUUUACCAGAGAAUAUAUUUUUAUACCAGAACUAACCUACACAGUUAAAGUUCGAGUCAAACCAUCGUCUACAAUCUCUUCAAGUGUACAUUGGAGUGAAUGGAGUCAAGUACAUGACAUUAAAGGUACUGAGGAUAGUAACACCAGAUUUUAUUAUUUGUUGAUCUUUAUUCCAAUUUUAAUAUCAAUUAUAACAAUUAUCACCCUCAUUUACAUGAAAAGAUUACAAAACACUGUCUUUCCUCCAAUUCCUGACCCUGGGAAAGUAUUUAAAAAGAGUUUUGCUGACCCAAGUGAAUUGCAACAAUGGAUAAAGUAUGGAAAAGUGAAUGUCUCGAGUAAACCUGUCAAAGAAGAGAUUUGCUCUGUGAUUUUGGUGGAGACUCCCUUGAUUUCCAGCCAGGCAGAAUGAAAAUGGAUGUUCUUCUUUCCUCGGGGCUGGAAAAUGUGAAAAAGAUGUUUUGUUCUUGUCAACUGUUUACUCACAGAGACAGAAAAUGAAAAACAUACAUUGCAAUUGAUCACUUUCUGGGAUAAAAACUUAAAGUGGUCUCCGGCAAUAUGAAUCCACAGGAGAACAAUGCCCACAUGUGGUUUAGACGAAAUACACAAUAAUACCAAAUUAAUAACCAGCUAUGGGAUUUGACCUCUGACAGAUAUCGAGUGACCGUCAAUGCAUUUUUUGCACAUGCGCUCACUAUUCCCACUCUCUAAAUACUGUAGACCGUGUGUGUGCAUAAGUGAAUAUGCACAGGGACUGGAAAUAAAAUCCUUUUUUUAAUGUUGGAGGAGAAAGCAAAGAUCAUUUUCAGUGGCAAAGAAAUUUUGUAUAUAAGUAAGACAAUAUGUGCUGCGCAUACAGAUAUAAUCAAAAGGAAAUAACAAUUGUUUAUUGUUUGGAAACCUCGUGUGAUAGAGUCUGUUGGGGCCAAAAUAUAUAUAUUAAGGUGCAAGUUGUCCUGUAAUAUCAGAAUGUGCAUAUGAUAAUUAGCAUUAACUUCUAGCAUAUUUGUAGCUAUAAUUCAAGCAUCAAAUUUGAAAAAGUUCUACCAUUCGAAUUUAUGUACGAUUUUUAUCGAGACUUUUCCCACACUGAUUUCUUUGAGCUGAUUAUUUUAUAAAUGAGUUCAAUUCGUGGAUGGGAGUUAGGUGGACUUUGUAUUAAUAAAAAAAUAAAUUUGAGUUUUUGUAAAUACCCCCCUUACAGUGGUUAUAGAUAUCCCUUUAUUAGGGACUGUAUCCCCAGGGGCAGCACUGUGUAUGCUAAAUCUUAUCCAGACUCUCCCUUUUGCAGUUAUAGAAUCAGGUUUUCCCAUGCUUGAACUAUCUAGCCCAGGGCCGCCAUCAAAAAGGGUGGGGCCCUGUAAGUUAAAAUUUUCUGUGCCCCCUCCAUGUCAGCCCUAGACCCAUUGGUGGCCAGGCCCCCCUGCAAGUUAAAAAAAACAUUAAUGGCCAGCCCCCCCCACAAAAGUUUUAAAAAAACUAUUGGUAGCAGGGCCCCAUUACACAAGUUAAAAAAAAUACAUUGGUGGCCAGGGUGAAAGUUUUUUUAAUUACUUGAUUUCCAGCCCCCCACUCAGGGAGUUGCACAGUUCGGAAGGAGGGCAGGAACUCAGGUGCCUACAUAUUCUUUCUGCUGAUUGGUCACUGAAGUCUAAGUCCCAAUACAGCUGCACAGGGAUUGGAUGGGUGAAGUUUGAAAAUUCCCCUCCAGCCUAUCCAAUACCCAUGCAGCUUUUCUGGGACUUAAACUUCAGUGACCAAAGAAAAGUC